AUGAAUUUCAUCAAGAAUUUAUUUGUAAGGCAAAAGCAGCAAUAAAAUGAACCUCUCUUCUUUGACCCAUUUGUCGAAAAGAUCGACUAAUUUGAAAGAUAAGUAAGUAUCAUAUCAGAUGGAAUUACACUAACACAAUACCCAUUAGAAAUCAUUUAACUUAUAAGGUUAAAUAUUGAAUAACUAAAAAAAUAACUAAAAGAGACUAAAGUUUAUGUAAUAUCAUCCUCAUGAUUUUUAGAUUGUUUUUUUAGGUACAACAUCUGCAGGUAAAAGUACCUUCAUCAAUUCACUUUUGGGCCAACAAAUCUUGCCUUCUAGAAAUUAGGAAUGCACUUAAAAUGUGAUAUUUAUCGAAUACAAUGAAAAAAUUAUUAUAAAUGAAAGGUAGAUUAAUAGCUUGGAUCAAGCACAAUAGAUUCUAUUUGAAAUGUAAAAAAGUAAUAAACCUGAAAUUGUGAAUAUCCAAGUCCCAUCUCUAUUUCAUAAUCAGUUCCCUUCUGAUUUGAGGAGUAGGAUAGUAUUUAUUGAUACGUAUAAUUAUUUAUUAUAUAUUUUGAUAGACCUGGGCUCAAAAAGGACGAAUUGUAAUCUCUUAGUGUCCAUUUCUAAAAAAUUGAUGAUAAGGUUGGUCUCUAACAUCGUCUAAAUGUAUGGGUUACCAAUUACACCACAUUUGAUAAUGAUAAAGAAUUAUAAAAUCAGAUGCUUAGCAUUUAUAGACCUUAAGCAUCUUCAGGAAUUAUUAAAAAUAAAAAUUAAAAAGGUAGUUACUUGAAAAGUGUAAUAAUUGAAGAGUUUUAAGGAUUCUAGAAAUAGUCGGAUAUAAUGGCUAGUUCUCGUGAAAUAAUAGAGAGCAAUGAGUCUUUGGAGAGCGUUCGAAAGUUCUAAUCCUAAACACUAUUUUUUAUUCUUAAUAAAUACGAUGAAAGAAAAGUAUCUGAGGAUAAAAAUGUAGAUCUUAUCAUAAAAGAAAUUAGUUAAUUGAUUGGGAGUGAAAUGAAUAUAUUUAAGAUAUCAGCCUUAAGAGCUAUGAGGUAUAGAAUAUUAAAUUACGGAUCUUAAUAAGCUGUUGAUAAAUUUAUGGAAUCUUAUUUCUUAGAUUAUAGGGAUGUUGAGUUAUUUGUGACUUAGAAUGAUUGUAGAAAGUAUUGCAAUGAGAAAAUUAAAAAUAACCCAAACCUCUUAUAAAAUCAAGAUUAUUUGAAGUUUUAGAAUUAACUGGAAUCUAAUAUCAAAUUAUUAAUCAGUGAGGCUUUUUAUGGAGAUAAGUUCCUUUAGAUAAUACAUUGGUUGAUUUUAUUAGAAUUGGCUGUCAGUCCUUAAUAAAUUAAAUUAGAGGAAAAAUAAUAUGAAACUUUGAAAGAAUUAGUCCAUUAAUUCAUAGACAAUCAAAUAUAGAGCUAUAACGAUUGUAUUUCAAAAUUCAAAAAUGAUACUAUAAGUCAAAUCAAAAAGGAUUUGGAUCAUUACAAAUCCUUAUUAUCAUCUGAAGAACCAUAAAUUCUUAUAAUUUCAGCAUGUAAAUAAACGAUGUAAACAAUGAUUGAAUAUGAAUAAAAGAUUAUUUAAUUAAAUGAGGAUAUAAAGAAUGGAUUAAUAUUAAAAUUGUAAUCCAUCUUUCCAUAGCAAUAGAAAAAUCCAUUAUUUCAAAGCUUUUAAAUGGUGGGGCAAAGAGAUGUGUCUAUUGUUGAAGGGUGUAUAUAGUUAUUUGAAUUGGUGAAUGAUAAUAAUAUGAAUGAAAUUUAGAAACAUAGCUUUUAAUAAUAUGCUGAUAAUGUACAAAAAACAAUGGGAGUGAGAAUCAAUCCAAUAUAGUCUUCAGUAGGAAUUAUAUCUACUGGACUAUCUAUUGCAGCCUACUUAGGAAAGAGAUUUGCACUUCAAACUUUGAGAUGUUCUCCAAUCUUUGCCGCAAUAGGUAUAGGAUUGAUGUCGUUCGACUUAUCAUUUAUGUUUGGUAAGUAAUGGUAUUCAACAAACAUAAUUAAUGUUUAAUUACAGGUAUAUAUAUAUAUAUAUCAAUAAAUAGCAAUGGGAAUCUACUUUGAUUUAAUCAGUUGAGGAUUAAGAGAAAAAUUAUAGUCGAGUAAACAAGCAAACUUUUCACUGUGUCCGAAGUAUCUUAAGUUGUUUGAUGUAAUGA
Messenger RNA from Paramecium octaurelia, 2146 nucleotides. The record is from the annotation of a GenBank genome assembly. Lineage: Eukaryota; Ciliophora; Oligohymenophorea; Peniculida; Parameciidae.